Molecule: messenger RNA, 1471 nt
Organism: Papilio polytes (common Mormon)
Lineage: Eukaryota; Metazoa; Arthropoda; Insecta; Lepidoptera; Papilionidae
Product: DDB1- and CUL4-associated factor 5
Exons: 9
Coding region: 101-1471 (456 amino acids)
Biological process (GO): negative regulation of fatty acid biosynthetic process
Cellular component (GO): cytoplasm; Cul4-RING E3 ubiquitin ligase complex
Molecular function (GO): protein binding
Source: RefSeq, a predicted model, not a curated record
AACGGAACGUCAAGUAUGUUUAAAAAUAAAAUACAGCUGAUCGUCAAAGAGUGAAGUGUUCCAUGUAUUUGUUACGCUGGAAAAUGGAAAUCUUCUAAAUAUGGCGAAUAUUGCGAACCCUUUACCUUAUAUAACUAAAAGAGAAUUUGGACUUAUUUCUGAUGUUCAAUCUCAGUUGUUUUCUAAACGACUUAAUGCUGCUAAAAAUUUGUACCGUCGAGAUUUAGUGUGUCAUUUCGGAUGUGUAAACGCUAUCGAGUUUUCCAGCAAUGGCGAAUUACUUGUAUCGGGUGGGGAUGACAGGAGGGUGAUGCUAUGGCAAUUUGGACAGGCCAUCCUGGAUCAUGGGAAGCCAGAGGCAAUGAAAGCGGUCCACCAAUCAAACAUAUUUUGUCUUGGAAUCACAAGUGAUAACCAGAAAAUUUAUUCCGGUGGUAACGAUGACAUUGUCAUCGUGCAUGACCUCGAAAGUAAAUGCCCUUUGGAAGUUCUGCAACACCAGAGGGCAGUGUGCAGCCUCAGUAUAGACCCAUUCAAUGAACGAGUGGUGUCUACAGCGGGGAAUGAUGGCCGCUUACUGCUGUUUGAUACAAGACAAUCUGUUCAUGAGUCAAUGGUGAUUUCGCGGAGUCGCAAGGCGUUCCACGGCGUUAUGUAUCAUCCGCAACAAGUGGGCAUGUUGGUGUCGGCGAACGCCCGCGGCGGCGUCGCUCUGUGGGAUCUGCGAUCACCCAAACACCCGGUCCUUCGCUACUUCGGUAACAACGGCACUUGUCAGAACAGUAUGAGCGUCCGUUUCAACUCCGCGGGUACGCAUAUCCUUGCAUUGCGGCGUCGCUUAGCGCCCGUGCUGUACGCGGUGCACUCGCCCGAACCAGUCGCGGAGUUCUACCACCAAGACUAUUACAACUCGUGCACUAUGAAAAGCUGCUGCUUCGCCGGCAAAGGCGACCAGUUUGUGCUCUCCGGAUCUGAUGACUUCAAUCUAUAUAUGUGGAAGAUACCAGAUAGUGGAGAGUUUGAUAUGUUAGUGGAGCCCCCACACAUCAUAUUGUACGGGCAUAGGUCGAUAGUGAAUCAAGUUCGCUACAACUCACAGUAUUGUCUCAUCGCGUCUUCAGGUGUCGAGAAAAUUAUAAAGGUGUGGUCGGCAUUGGAGUACCCGCAGAUGCGCGGAGCUCUGUUAGAGGAGGCGCAGGGCUCCGACAACCCGCGAGAGAUCUACAGCCACGAGGAUUAUGUCUCCUUAGUACAUCAUAGUGGACAGUAUAUAUCGCACAACUACGCGGAGCAGUCGACGGUGGAGGACCAGCGUAUGAUGGCGUUCUUCGACUCGCUGGUGCAGCGCGAGCUGGAGUGCCUCGCCGACGAUGUCUCCGACGACCCCGACUACCAGACGCUCAAGUUCCGCCAGCGCGUCAAACGAGCGCGACGCAAUUACAGAAACCACAUGGACUCUGACUCAAACUGA